Messenger RNA from Xylaria bambusicola, 1729 nucleotides. RefSeq lists its product as uncharacterized. Lineage: Eukaryota; Fungi; Ascomycota; Sordariomycetes; Xylariales; Xylariaceae. The record is from RefSeq and is a predicted model, not a curated record. Bases 110 to 1657 code for a protein of 515 amino acids. The transcript has 4 exons. Gene Ontology annotation, molecular function: FAD binding; oxidoreductase activity.
UGCGUGUAUAUUAGACAGGAUGAUCUCGCCGUUGAGGAACUGAUUCCUUUGCGGAUCAUUGUGAACACUAAGAGAGCCACCCACUACCUCCAUAGGGGCUAUAGCAAUCAUGAACACCCUUUUGCGCCUUUCAGGCUGCGUCCUCGCAUUUUUCCUUGCCUCUGCCUCUAGCAAGCCCAUUGGGUCUCCUAUUCCUCGUUAUUUCCAGCGAGACCUCAUUACCCCCGCUGAUAUCACUUCUGACCAAGUCCGGAAGGAUCUUGGCAGUAUAAUAUCCAAUACUUCUUUGAUCUUCGGAUCAUCAAGUGAUGCCUGGGCCGACGCGACUGACAGAUGGAACUAUUAUUCCAAGCCAAAUAUCCAGGCCGUGAUACAGGUGGGACAGGAGUCAGACGUCGCGAAAGUUGUCAAGUAUUGUAACGAGAACAGCAUCGAAUAUCUCGCAUAUUCCCGAGGUCAUGGUAUGACCACGACCAUAGCGAAGAUGAAAGGAGGAGUCGAGAUAAAUCUGUCGCAGUUGAGCGAUGUCACUAUUCAGCCUGGGAAGAAGACAGCAAUUCUUCAAGGUGGUGCUUACGCAGACAAAAUCCUGAACACGCUCCUUCCUCAGGGAUACACUGCAGUGCUCGGAGCCAAUGGCUGUGUCGGUUUUGGAGGGCUGUCUCUCGGCGGUGGCCUUGGACGACUGCAAGGGCAAUAUGGACUUGUGAGCGAUAACAUUAUCAGCAUGAACGUCGUACUAGCCGACGGUUCAACGGUCACGGUAAACGAGAAUAGCCACAGUGACCUCUUCUGGGCUAUGCGAGGUGCUGGUCACAAUUUCGGUAUAGUGACACAGUUCAAGAUCAAGAUUUAUCCUGUGAACGGGCCUACUUGGCAUUACCACUCUUACGUUUGGCGCCAGGACAAGCUUGAAGCUGUUUUCAAGGCUCUAAACGACCUCCAGGGAGUGGGGAAGCUGCCUGCUAAGAUGGGAGCAAGCCUUGGCCAGAUCUCUAUCAACUCGAGCGUCAGCACGACCGAGGCUGUGAUUUCCUGGACCUUUGCAUAUGACGGUUCUGGCAAGGAGGCCGAAAGGUACCUCGCUGCUUUCAACAAGAUCCCAGCUAUUGUGAACCAGCAGGGCGAUGUAUCGUAUCCAGAGCUACUUGUAGUCCAGGAAACCGACUCUGCUAGUGCCUCUUGCUCCUCCCAACGAUAUAUCGGCGCCAGUGCCAAUAUGCAGACAUACAAUGUCACAACCCAGCGUGCUCUGUACAACCUCUUCAACAAAAAUGUGGCCUUACAGCCUGACUUUGGUGCCAACGCUCGUCUCUACUACGAAGGCUUCUCUAGCAUUGGAAGUCAAGCGAUCGAUGCUGCCUCGACGGCGUAUCCGCAUCGUGACGAAUACCUCCCAGCAUACUUCAUAACAGCAGUGCCAGAAGGAAAGGAAGAUGCUGCUCGGCAAUGGGCUUAUGCAUCUCGCGAUAUGUGGAAUCAAGGCCAGCCCAAUCGUCGUCCGACCGCCUACGUCAACUUUGCCGCUGGUGAUGAGUCUCGUGAGAUGAUAUACGGCCAGGAACCAUGGCGUCUACAGAAACUUCGCAAACUCAAGGCCAAGUAUGACCCCAACAACAGGUUCAGAUGGUUUAACCCCAUCAUCCCGCCAAAUUAGGCAAAGAUACCCCUUCUCCUAAGUGGCUAGUCAAACCAAUGUGGAAAUGUAUAUAUAUUGGGGUCAUCCAGG